AUGGUGGAUUCCAUCUUUGAAGGAUGUUCCGACUCGUGCGGAUGGCUGGCCGGAAUUGUGGCGGCGUUGGCCUACGGUUCGUUCGGUGUGCCUAUUCGAGAAACCAAAGACAUUGACGUACAUCCACUCGUAUUUCAAUCCUACAAAACAAUCACCAUGUUUAUGCUUUCCUGGUUGGUCAUUUUUAUGGGCAUCGCUCCGUCCUGGACGUCUUGGGGUCUCGUCUCGGGAGGACUUUGGGUGGUGGGUGGGACGGGAGGAGUCUUGGCCAUUCGUAUGGCUGGAUUGGCCAUUGCGGUAGGCACAUGGGCGUCCGUCAUGAUCGUCAUCAAUUUUCUCGUAGGGAUUGUGCUCUUCCAGGAACCCGUUUCGGACAUGUUCGCCACGCUCGGUGCAUUUCUUUUGUUAGCGCUCGGACUGGUGGGCAUGUCCCUCUACAGUACCCCGCAACCGGUGGACCAAUUACCGUCCACCGAAAUGACGGAAAACAUUGGGCCAAAUCAAAAUGAGGUCGAAGAGAUCGAUCGAGCGCUGAUUGUCAAACGCACCUCGAGUUACACUGGCAAGAUAGACCAUCGGGAUAUACAGAGACGAAACGAGGAGAGUGGCAGCUAUGGCUCGAGCGCAGAUGCGGACGAACCCCUCUUUACCAUUCCAGACGGAACCAAAAGAAAAAGAUCCGGACCAACCGGUAUCUGUGGUGCCAUUUUCAACGGUGUCAUGACGGGCAGUUCCCUCAUUCCGCUACACUACGCCAAAACACAGGGAUAUGGUGGUGCCAACUACAUGAUCAGUUAUGCGUCGGGGGCCAUUGUUAUGAACUGUCUUAUUUGGGGCGUAUUCUUUGCCUACACAUGUUAUCAAACCGUGCAGCAAGAUCUAAAUGUCCCGGUGUUGUUGCACACCUUUCAAGUCAUGCCGGCUUGGCACUUUCGAAAGCUGUGGCUGCCGGGUUUCACGUCAGGAGUACUCCUGACAAUUGCCAUGUUUGGAAGCAUCCUGUCCGUUACAUAUCUGGGCCAGGGUAUCGGCAAUUCAAUCGUCCAAGCCAAGAUCUUGAUCAGUGGAUUAUGGGGCAUUUUCUGGUUUCGAGAAAUUCGGGGAAUGUACAUCGUUACCAAGUGGUUUCUCUCCGCUUCGCUGACCGUAGCAGGCAUCCUAUGGCUGAGUGCGGAACGAAUGGCCGCCACCAACGGGCAAAGUGGCGGCCACUGAAGCGCGAUUGGCAAAUCCCACCAUGCGGGCCCUCGACGGUCCAUUUGUAUUGUAAAGUAGAGCUAUUGGCUUCUUCC
This is a messenger RNA of Phaeodactylum tricornutum CCAP 1055/1, 1292 nucleotides long. RefSeq lists its product with no specific name. Gene Ontology annotation, biological process: carbohydrate transmembrane transport. Gene Ontology annotation, molecular function: carbohydrate transmembrane transporter activity. The coding region runs from base 1 to 1215 and encodes 404 amino acids. The record is from RefSeq and is a predicted model, not a curated record. The transcript is spliced from 3 exons. Lineage: Eukaryota; Bacillariophyta; Bacillariophyceae; Surirellales; Neidiaceae. Gene Ontology annotation, cellular component: membrane.